Messenger RNA from Penicillium daleae, 807 nucleotides. RefSeq lists its product as uncharacterized. The record is from RefSeq and is a predicted model, not a curated record. Gene Ontology annotation, molecular function: dipeptide transmembrane transporter activity; allantoate transmembrane transporter activity. Gene Ontology annotation, biological process: tripeptide transport; transmembrane transport; dipeptide transport. Gene Ontology annotation, cellular component: plasma membrane. The coding region runs from base 1 to 807 and encodes 268 amino acids. The transcript has 2 exons. Lineage: Eukaryota; Fungi; Ascomycota; Eurotiomycetes; Eurotiales; Aspergillaceae.
AUGACACCUGCAACCAAGACCGAGCCCAGCACGAUUCCUUUGGAGGAUACAAAGCCAUCGAAGAGUCUGGAUGGCGAUGUAAGCCAGGACUUGGCAGAAGGCUCAUCUCAGGUUCGCCGAAAGGUUGACUGGAUCCUCCUGCCCUUGCUCGGCUUCUGUUAUUUCUUGCAAUUUCUGGAUAAGCAGACGCUCAGCUAUGCCAGUUUGCUUGGCAUGCUGCAAGAUAAUGAUCUUCAUGGAACUCAAUUCUCAUGGACUGCUUCCAUUUUUUACUUUGGAUAUAUCUUUUGGUCAUAUCCGACGAUGUUCCUUUCCGUUCGUCUGCCCAUCGGAAAGUACCUAGGCGCUACUGUGAUUGUCUGGGCUGCCGUCCUAAUGUUCCAUGCAGCCUGUCACAAUUUCACCGGCCUGAUGAUCACCCGCUUCCUACUCGGAGCUUUCGAGGCAGCAGUCGCACCAGGAUUCUCUCUAGUGACAGGCAUGUGGUAUACGCGACGCGAGCAGCCCUUCCGCUACGGGUUGUGGUUUUUGGGUAAUGGCAUGGCCUCAAUGCUGGGAGGAUUGCUCGCCUAUGCCAUCGGACAUCUCGAGAGCGGACUCGCGGCCUGGCGAUACCUGUUUCUCAUCUUCGGUGCCAUCACUGCAGCAUGGGGACUUGUCAUGUUCUUUUUACUCCCAGAUACACCCUCCAGUACCUUCUGGCUGAGCUCCACAGAGCGUGAGAUGGCUGUCCGCCGCGUUACCGCAGAUGGCCAAGCCGGCGUGAAAGGCACCUUUCGAGUCUCCCAGGUAAUUGAGGCCCUGUGA